CAGGUGCUGGGUGGGGAGCGGGCUCUGUGUACCACCAGCAGCCAGGGUGAGGGGCGCUGCCUCCAGCUCCCCAGGUCCCCGUGGCCAGCAUGGAGUCUCUACUGCCAGUGCCCUUCUGGGAGGACCUGUAUGACAGCCAUCUGCAGGGCAAUCUGUCCCUGCUGGGUGCCAACCACAGCCUGCCCCCCCUCAACGACAGCCACAGCGCUUUCCUGCCCCUGGGGCUCAAGGUUACCAUCGUGGUGCUCUACCUGGCUGUGUGCAUUGGGGGGCUGCUGGGGAACUGCCUCGUCAUGUACGUCAUCCUUAGGCACACCAAGAUGAAGACAGCCACCAACAUCUACAUCUUCAACCUGGCCCUGGCAGACACGCUGGUGCUGCUGACACUGCCCUUCCAGGGCACCGAUGUGCUCCUCGGCUUCUGGCCAUUCGGGAACGCCCUGUGCAAGGCGGUGAUUGCUAUUGACUACUACAACAUGUUCACCAGCACCUUCACGCUCACCGCCAUGAGUGUGGACCGCUAUGUGGCCAUCUGCCACCCCAUCCGUGCCCUGGACGUGCGUACAUCCAGCAAAGCACAGGCUGUCAAUGUGGCCAUUUGGGCACUGGCCUCGGUGGUGGGUGUGCCGGUGGCCAUCAUGGGCUCAGCGCAGGUGGAGGGCGAAGAGAUCGAGUGCCUGGUGGAGAUGCCCAGCCCACAGGACUACUGGGGGCCGGUGUUCGCCAUCUGCAUCUUCCUCUUCUCCUUCGUGGUGCCGGUGCUCAUCAUCUCCGUGUGCUACAGCCUGAUGAUCCGCCGGCUGCGGGGUGUGCGGCUGCUAUCCGGCUCGCGGGAGAAGGACCGCAACCUGCGGCGCAUCACGCGACUGGUGCUGGUGGUGGUGGCGGUGUUCGUGGGUUGCUGGGCGCCCGUGCAGGUGUUCGUGCUGGCGCAGGCGCUGGGUGCGCAGCCCGAGAGCGAGGCGGCCGUGGCGGGCCUGCGCUUCUGCACUGCGCUAGGCUACAUCAACAGCUGCCUCAACCCAGUGCUCUACGCUUUCCUGGAUGAGAACUUCAAGGCUUGCUUCCGCCGCUUCUGCUGCGCGCCUGCUCUGCGCCGCGACGGCCACGUGUCGGACCGGGUGCGCAGCAUCGCCAGGGACGUGGCCCUGGCCUGCAAGACCUCCGACGCGGUGCCCAGGCCCGCGUGACUAGGCGUGGACCUGCCUCUGGGGCCUGUCAGCCCGCAGAGCCCCAGCACACCCAACACGGAGCUCACACAGGUCACGGCACUCUAGGCUGACCUUCAACUUCCCUAGGGCUCCGGGGGCUUGGGGAUGUGGCCCUUGGGUCCUGGCAUUGGCUGCCAGGCUGGCACUGCAACUCCCAGGUGUAGGGCAGAAGGGUCAUGGACUUCCGGGUGGAGGGAGCGUGCGUGGUCUAAGUGCCCACAAUUGGUGGGCCUUUCUCCCUUACUGCUAUAUAUGUGCUCCCUGGGCACCUGUAGGCCAGGGGUCAGCGCCCCCCUGGGGCUGCCACAAGGGCUGGACGCUGCCUUUCCCGGGACUGGACUCGCUGCUGCUCUGGACUCAUCCAGCCUCCAUGCUGCCCCAUUUUUGACUGUGCCUGCAAUUGGCCCAGGGGGAAGAGGGGCCCCUGACUCUGGGCCACCUUCCUGCUUCCAGCAUCAGUCCCUGUGCCUGGCCCUGACUGCUCCAUAUCAAGCAGAUUCUGCCAAACUCUCUCCAGGGGUCUCUGUGCCCUCCUUCUCGACUUCCUCCCCCCACUUACCUUGGAAACAGAGUUGUGCAGCACACGGCACCCUGUACCCCAUUGGGACCCACAGGGUGGCCUUUAGGGUGGGCUGUGCUCUGUACCUCCGAUCUCAUUUAUCCAUCUCCAGAGACCUAUGUGGGAGGCCUGGGAUUCCUGCUGUCAGGACUUACUGUAAAUAGUGCCCAGCUGGUCGGAGGUUGGUUGGGAGUGCUUAGUAAGCAGGUCUGGCGGGCAGCCCCCACCCCCAUCCAUGUUGUGGGCAGCUUGCAGACAUCAAGUUAGCAGGUCCCUCUUUGCAAAGGAGCUGGAAGACAUCCCUGCAGCAUAGAACUGGCUGCCCCUGCCUGCUAGGUGUCUGUGGGCCUGCCAGGCAUAAAGCAUGGACUCUGCACUGACUUCUCUGAGCCCUUGAGGGGAGGGGGCUGGGCCAUCCACUGCCAAUCAGGGCAGGCUGCACGGCUGGCAGGCUGCUCUUGCCAAGGCUGAAACAUUCGUGUCUUUGUGCUGUGUGAUGUGUUUGUGUAUGAUGCAUGUGCCAAGUGUGACUUUCUCUGCAUGUAGUUAAUCUUGGGGGUGAAGAGGUGCCCCAAUAAACUCAGCCUGCCCGCCAGGGCUUUCCUCACAA
This is a messenger RNA of Erinaceus europaeus (western European hedgehog), 2380 nucleotides long. RefSeq names its product opioid related nociceptin receptor 1 (gene OPRL1). The record is from RefSeq and is a predicted model, not a curated record. Gene Ontology annotation, biological process: neuropeptide signaling pathway; sensory perception of pain. Gene Ontology annotation, cellular component: neuron projection; membrane. The transcript has 4 exons. Gene Ontology annotation, molecular function: nociceptin receptor activity; neuropeptide binding. Bases 90 to 1190 code for a protein of 366 amino acids. Lineage: Eukaryota; Metazoa; Chordata; Mammalia; Eulipotyphla; Erinaceidae.